Molecule: messenger RNA, 552 nt
Organism: Iphiclides podalirius (scarce swallowtail)
Lineage: Eukaryota; Metazoa; Arthropoda; Insecta; Lepidoptera; Papilionidae
Source: the annotation of a GenBank genome assembly
AUGUCAUUUGAAGUUUCCGAUGAUGAAGAUAGCUUUGCCCCCAACGAUAGUGAAAAUAAUGAAAAUAUGGCCCCGCCAAAUUCCAUUUCCAUUAGUAGCGACGAGGAAACCCAGGAACCACCUAUAGUAUAUGAAUUAACCUCUGACGAAGAAGCACCCAAAACUCUAGAUAUACGUAAAAAGAAACAAGCACUCAUAAGAAAUCUUUUUCCUUGCACUAAAUCUACUUUGAAAACCGGCACUAGGGAUCUGAAAUCUUCAAUUGUACAACAAAAACCUAAAGGAUUUGAGAAGAUGAUAGGUGGUGUGAAGGUUCAUAUACCUGUUGAACCAUAUGGCAGUCAAACGGCACUGAUGUUCAAGGUAAUAACUGCCAUCAAUAAAAGCCAGAACUGUCUGUUGGAGAGUCCAACCGGAUCUGGCAAAACAUUAGCACUACUUUGCGGCGCAUUGGCAUGGGAACCGUCCGACCUCCGCCCGCGGGCGACAAUUGAUCACAAGUGUUCGCGUGACCCGCACAACCCGCAGUCCAACAAGCCAACGAGCAACUUC